UGCCUGCGCGUGCGCAUGCGCCGUGGCGGGCGGGAGGGUGAAGUGCGACUCUUCCAGCCCCAGAGCCCUUGCACCUGGCAGCCUCUUCUUCUCCCUCCUCCCCGGGCGCGGCCUCCGGGAGCAGACGCCGGUCCAAGGGAAAAUCCAGCUGUGUUAACCUUGGGAGCUGGUGGAACUGGAGCAUCGUUGAGUCACGGGGACCUCGUGGGCAUUGCGUGGAAGAGUUUUUGCCCGGCGGGAGGAUAUUCAGCUGCCAGAGCCCUGAGGGAUGGUGGCAGUCCUACUCCAGGACUUGGGAUAUUCAACCUUCCAGCACACUUUUUUGGUGCAUCCAAAGUGCAAGGUGUAUUAGCACAGAGUGCUCUUUGGGACCUGCUGGCGUACUCGCUGUCCUUGCUCGCCACACCAGAAAUCGGUCAGUGAUUCUCCUCCUCGUGCUCGGAUCACUUGGUUUGCUUGGUCUCUUCGCACAUUUUGCACCAGGACUUGGUGAAACCUCUUGUCUUUUUUUGCACUUUCACAUGUUUCUAACCAAUGGACCCCUCUUCAAACCAAAUCCCUUUUUGGAUAUUUACCCAAAAAAUAAUUAUUUGCAUCAGGACGUGAAAGUUUCUUCUUGCCUGUUUUGGCACUGGAAGUCUGCAGAGUAGUAAUAGUAACGGAUUAUCUGUGCAAACAGUUUCAAAUCAGGAACUCUGACAAACAGCUCACUGAGUGAAUCAGAUAGCUGUUGAUUGAUUUACUGGGUAAACCAUGGGUCAAGCCCUGCACUCCCUUCUUAGCCACACCCAUGGAAAAUUCACUUGAUAAUCAAGAGGUGUCUGGACACCACAUAGUAGCAGAUCACAGGAGAUCCAUGGUAGACAUGCAUUUGCUGUAUGGUGGAACUUCUUGUUAUGCAGUUCAUUUUGCUACCUUCUUAAAUUAUCACUUCUUUUUUAUUUAUUAAGAUUUCUGGAUGAUCAUAAUUUUAACAUUUCCAGGAAUGUAUUAGAUUGUUCCACCACCCUCCCAACAACAGCAACACAGUAGCUACACAAUGGCUUCUGUCCGGUUCAUGGUGACCCCUACGAAAAUCGAUGACAUCCCAGGCCUCUCUGAUACCAGCCCUGACCUCAGCUCCCGCUCUAGCUCCCGGGUUCGCUUCAGCUCCCGGGAGAGUGUUCCUGAGACAACCCGGAGUGAGGGCAUGAGUGACUUCUCUGUAGCGACUACAUCACUGGCUACGGUAGCAGCUGAUCCAGCUAGUGAUAAGAUAUCCAACCCUCGUGAUGUGACAGAAGACAUGAGUCAAACUUCCAUCACAGGGGAGCAGUGUCAGCUUUUAGACCCUGGGCACAAAAAGGAUCUCCACAACUAUCUCAAUAACAGCAACUAUGAGGAUGGCGAUGAGUACUUCGACAAGAACCUGGCACUCUUUGAGGAGGAAAUGGACACCAGGCCUAAGGUGUCCUCUCUACUCAACCGCAUGGCAAACUACACCAACCUGACUCAGGGGGCACGGGAGCAUGAGGAGGCAGAAAACAUCACGGAAGGCAAGAAGAAACCCACCAAAAUCCCCCAGAUGGGCACCUUCAUGGGCGUCUACCUUCCUUGCCUGCAAAAUAUCUUUGGAGUGAUCCUCUUCCUGCGUCUCACCUGGGUGGUGGGCACAGCUGGAGUGUUGCAGGCCUUUGCCAUUGUCUUCAUGUGCUGUAGCUGUACUUUACUGACAGCCAUAUCCAUGAGUGCCAUUGCCACCAACGGAGUUGUACCAGCUGGGGGUUCCUACUUCAUGAUCUCCCGGGCACUAGGCCCUGAAUUUGGGGGUGCUGUGGGGCUGUGCUUCUACCUUGGUACGACCUUUGCUGCUGCCAUGUACAUCCUGGGAGCCAUUGAGAUCUUUCUGAUAUACAUUGUCCCUGCGGCGGCCAUCUUCCACAGUGAGGAUGUACUGAAGGAGUCAGCAGCCAUGCUGAACAACAUGCGGGUCUACGGUUCUGCCUUCCUCCUCCUCAUGGUGCUGGUGGUCUUUGUCGGGGUGCGCUACGUCAACAAAUUUGCCUCACUCUUCCUAGCCUGCGUCAUUGUCUCCAUCCUGGCCAUCUACGCUGGAGCUAUCAAAUCUUCCUUUUCUCCCCCCAGCUUCCCGGUCUGCAUGCUGGGAAAUCGCACACUCUCUCGUCGGCACAUAGAUGUCUGUGCAAAAACCCAGGAACAGGGCAACAUCACAGUGCCCACCCGACUCUGGGGUCUCUUCUGCAACUCCAGCAAGCAGCUCAAUGCCACCUGCGAUGAGUACUUUGCCCACAACAACGUCACCUUCAUCCAGGGCAUCCCAGGUCUGGCAAGUGGCAUAAUUACUGAGAAUUUGUGGGCCAGCUAUCUGCAAAAGGGGGAGAUUGUUGAGAAGCCCUCAGUUCAUUCUGUCGAUGUGCUGGGAGCCAUGAACCAAGAGUAUGUGCUGGCUGAUAUUACCACUUCCUUCACCCUCCUCGUGGGAAUCUUCUUUCCCUCUGUCACUGGUAUCAUGGCCGGUUCAAACCGCUCUGGAGACCUGAAAGAUGCUCAAAAAUCCAUCCCCAUUGGCACCAUUCUAGCCAUUCUCACCACCUCCUUUGUCUAUCUCAGCAACGUGGUUCUCUUUGGGGCCUGUAUUGAAGGAGUAGCACUGCGGGACAAGUUUGGUGAUGCAGUGGAUGGGAAUCUGGUGGUUGGCACACUCUCCUGGCCUUCACCCUGGGUCAUUGUUAUUGGUUCUUUCUUCUCCACCUGUGGAGCCGGACUGCAGAGCCUCACUGGUGCCCCCAGGCUGCUGCAGGCAAUCGCCAAGGACAACAUUAUACCCUUCCUACGGGUAUUUGGCCAUGGCAAAGCCAAUGGGGAACCAACAUGGGCACUGCUCUUGACAGCAGGCAUUGCUGAACUGGGUAUCCUCAUUGCUUCAUUGGACCUUGUGGCUCCUAUCCUGUCUAUGUUCUUCCUCAUGUGUUAUCUCUUUGUGAACCUGGCCUGUGCAUUACAGACUUUGCUGCGUACCCCCAACUGGAGACCCCGCUUCCGUUACUAUCACUGGGCACUCUCCUUCAUGGGCAUGAGCAUCUGCUUGGCACUUAUGUUCAUUUCUUCUUGGUAUUAUGCCAUCAUAGCCAUGGUGAUUGCUGGCAUGAUCUACAAAUACAUCGAGUAUCAAGGAGCUGAGAAGGAGUGGGGUGAUGGGAUCCGGGGCCUGUCCUUAAGUGCUGCCCGCUUUGCUCUGCUGAGGCUGGAGGAGGGACCCCCUCACACCAAGAACUGGAGACCCCAGCUGUUAGUGCUUCUGAAGCUAGAUGAGGACCUGCAUGUGAAGCACCCACGCCUGCUCACCUUUGCAUCACAGCUCAAAGCUGGCAAGGGCCUUACCAUUGUGGGUUCUGUCAUGGUGGGCAACUUCCUGGACACCUAUGGAGAAGCCCUAGCAGCUGAACAGACCAUUAAGCAUCUGAUGGAGUCGGAGCGGGUAAAGGGUUUUUGCCAGGUGGUGGUGGCUGCCAAGGUUCGGGAGGGCAUCUCCCACCUCAUCCAAUCCUGUGGCCUUGGGGGCAUGAAGCACAACACGGUCGUGAUGGGCUGGCCCAGUGGCUGGCGCCAGAGUGAGGAUGCCCGUGCAUGGAAGACCUUUAUUGGCACUGUAAGGGUCACUACAGCUGCCCGACUUGCCCUCUUGGUGGCCAAGAAUGUAGCCUUUUUCCCUAGCAACGCAGACCCAUUUGUGGAAGGCAACAUUGAUGUGUGGUGGAUUGUCCAUGAUGGUGGCAUGCUCAUGUUGCUUCCCUUCCUGCUCAAGCAGCACAAGGUGUGGCGUAAGUGCAAAAUCCGUAUUUUCACGGUGGCCCAACUGGAGGACAACAGUAUCCAGAUGAAGAAAGACCUGGCUACCUUUCUGUACCACUUACGAAUUGAAGCUGAGGUGGAGGUGGUGGAAAUGCAUGACAGUGACAUCUCUGCAUAUACCUAUGAGCGGACUUUGAUGAUGGAACAGCGUUCCCAGAUGCUGCGGCAAAUGAGGCUCUCCAAGACAGAGCGGGAUCGGGAGGCUCAGCUGGUGAAAGAUCGCAACUCCAUGCUGCGCCUAACCAGUAUCGGCUCUGAUGAAGAUGAGGAGACUGAAACCUACCAGGAGAAGGUGCACAUGACCUGGACCAAGGACAAGUACAUGGCAUCCCGUGUCCAGAAAGCAAAGACAUUAGAGGGUUUCCAGGACUUGCUCAACAUGAAGCCGGACCAUUCCAAUGUGCGGCGUAUGCACACAGCUGUGAAGCUCAACGAAGUGAUUGUGAACAAGUCGCAUGAUGCCAAAUUGGUUCUGCUGAACAUGCCUGGACCUCCACGUAACCCUGAGGGCGAUGAGAAUUAUAUGGAGUUCCUGGAGGUGCUUACAGAAGGCUUGGAACGUGUGCUGCUGGUGCGUGGGGGUGGCAGUGAGGUCAUCACCAUUUACUCCUAGUGCCCUCCUGCAUCUGGCUGGCUGCCUGCCUUCAUUACACUGUAGCACAUUUGACCAUUCCUUUACCUGCCUGCCUCCCCCUAGGAGCCAUCUUCUGCCACUGCAGCCUUCUUUUUCUGUCACAGAAUGAGGCCUGCUUCUUUCUCCUUAACAGGCUACCUGGUUGUUAGCCAUGGCUCAAUGGAGUGUGUAUGCGAAGGGUGGCUCAAAGCUGACACUUCCUUGGUCCUAACCCUGGAGCUGAUACAGAUCAGAAUUAGCGUAGCUAGGGGCAACUGGACAGAUAAAUGGAGUGGGAUAGUAGAUGUGGUGGGGGCACACCCCACACUGAGCCAUUACCUGAGCAUCUAAUCUGUGGUAAGAAGGGGGAGGAAGUGAAGGGACGUAACCUGAAGGGGGUGGGAUGGAGGUAGAGAUUGUUACACAGCAGGGCAGGGAGGGGUAGUAUGGUACAGAAUGAAGUAGAGGACAGAUCUAAAAUGGAUAGGUUGCAGUGGGGGAAUUCCCCCUCCCCAGGAGUCAUGUGGAGCAGGUAUUCUCCAAUUCCACUUUCCAUGCAGUGCCAAAGCUGCUUUGCUUUUCGUAUUAUUUAAGUAGAGAAAAAGAGUGAGUGCAUGUAUGGAAGAGAAGUAGGGGACUUUUCAGGCUCUUCUGGACUAUCCCCCCCCCCUUUUUGUCUAGUCUGACCCAGGCCCCCAUAACCUUUCUUCUCACUUAGACUGGCUUCAAAGGAAUCUGGUGUUUCAGGAACUGGGGCUUUGGUGACUGUUCCAUUGGUUUGCCAGAGCAGAGCACCGACAGGCACUGGCACAAAAUUCCCUUUCUGCCUCCCUGUCCUAAUAAUCAGGGACUCCUUUGGGCCCCUUCCUUCCCAGGAGGGGCUGCCUAGGAGUGAGCACCAGCUUUAUCCUAUCACUGGCUGUAAUUCUCUGGUGGCUGUAGUGAAAGGUCUGGCUGACCACUCAGAGUUGUUUUUGGUGUUACUAUUUUAACGAUCCACCAAUGGCUCAAGCUCACCAAUUACUUGUUCUAACCUCACAGUGAUAGACCCAAGAUAAAUGAGGAAAGGGAGCAUUAUCAGUCCAUGGUACCCUAGUUCACUGGUGGGGUGGGGGGAUUCUUAGAAGUCUUCUUUCCCUGUUUCCCCCAUAAUCUGUUUAUCUUAAAAACUGUUUAAACCCCCCCCCCAGCAAAUGCACUGGGGGAUGCCUGGCCAAGAGCAAGUGCAAUCCUAAAGGGAGAGCAAGUUCCCUUUGUGUUAGUGAGCACAAGGAGAUGCUUACUGUAUUCCUAAUCAUGGCUGGCUAAAAUGGUUACUAGGACCUUAAAUCACCCAGGAGCCUCAAAACCAAUAAUAAUUUAAAAAACAAACAAAAAAAAAACCCCUUCUUCCUUGCUUACUUAUUUUGAAGGGAUUUUUUUUUUUAGUGAGGGUGGGAUUUUUAAUUUAUUAGGGGACAAGAGGCCCCUGUUUACAUGUCACUCUUUAUGUGCAUUUUUUUGCUCUGUAACAGAACUGUAAAAAAUAAAAAAAUUUUGUACAUGA
Molecule: messenger RNA, 6011 nt
Organism: Alligator mississippiensis (American alligator)
Lineage: Eukaryota; Metazoa; Chordata; Crocodylia; Alligatoridae
Gene: SLC12A6
Product: solute carrier family 12 member 6
Exons: 26
Coding region: 1040-4465 (1141 amino acids)
Biological process (GO): potassium ion import across plasma membrane; chemical synaptic transmission; chloride ion homeostasis
Cellular component (GO): membrane
Molecular function (GO): potassium:chloride symporter activity
Source: RefSeq, a predicted model, not a curated record